This is a messenger RNA of Capra hircus (goat), 2147 nucleotides long. It is a transcript of the gene OTX1, whose product is annotated as orthodenticle homeobox 1. Gene Ontology annotation, cellular component: nucleus. The record is from RefSeq and is a predicted model, not a curated record. Gene Ontology annotation, molecular function: DNA-binding transcription factor activity, RNA polymerase II-specific; RNA polymerase II cis-regulatory region sequence-specific DNA binding. Gene Ontology annotation, biological process: regulation of transcription by RNA polymerase II; multicellular organism development. Lineage: Eukaryota; Metazoa; Chordata; Mammalia; Artiodactyla; Bovidae. Bases 249 to 1316 code for a protein of 355 amino acids. The transcript has 5 exons.
GAUCAAUCUUCAUCAGGCUACAUUUCCAAUCACCUAAACAACCCGGCGAGACAAGCCACUCCGACAAGGUUGGCCGCCCAGAGGGUCUGUGUGAGAGCGAGAGGUAGAUGGUGAGCGGCCCCGGCAGCUGAGGGCAGGCCGGGCCCCCAGACGCAACAGAGCUUGAAGGACUGCGCAGUGGGAGCCCCGCACUGCGCCUGGCCCCCGGCCCCCUGGAUCCGUCGGGGCGCCUCCACCCAGCUGUUAGCAUGAUGUCUUACCUCAAACAACCCCCAUAUGGUAUGAAUGGGCUCGGUCUAGCCGGGCCAGCCAUGGACCUCCUACACCCCUCCGUGGGCUAUCCGGCCACCCCGCGGAAGCAGCGACGCGAGCGCACCACCUUCACGCGCUCUCAACUGGACGUGCUUGAGGCGCUCUUCGCCAAGACUCGCUACCCAGACAUCUUCAUGCGUGAGGAGGUGGCGCUCAAGAUCAACCUGCCAGAGUCCAGAGUCCAGGUCUGGUUCAAGAACCGCCGCGCCAAAUGCCGUCAGCAGCAGCAGAGCGGGAGUGGGACCAAGAGCCGCCCAGCAAAGAAAAAGUCGUCCCCGGUGCGGGAGAGCUCGGGCUCCGAAAGCAGCGGCCAGUUCACGCCGCCUGCUGUCUCCAGUUCCGCCUCGUCCUCCAGCUCCGCAUCCAGCGCCUCAGCUAACCCCGCGGCGGCAGCGGCUGCAGGCCUGGGCGGGAACCCGGCGGUGGCGGUCCCGUCAUCGUUGAGUACGCCUGCUGCUUCCUCCAUCUGGAGUCCGGCCUCCAUCUCGCCCGGCUCAGCGCCGGCUUCAGUGUCGAUGCCCGAGCCUUUGGCUGCACCCAGCAACGCAUCGUGUAUGCAGCGCUCGGUAGCCGCAGGAGCCGCCUCGGCCGCAGCCUCCUAUCCCAUGUCCUACGGCCAGGGCGGCAGCUAUGGCCAGGGCUACCCCGCGCCCUCCUCCUCCUACUUUGGCGGCGUGGACUGCAGCUCGUAUUUAGCGCCCAUGCACUCGCACCACCACCCGCACCAGCUCAGCCCUAUGGCACCCUCCUCCAUGGCGAGCCACCAUCACCACCAUCCCCACGCACACCACCCGCUGAGCCAGUCCUCAGGCCACCACCACCAUCACCACCACCACCACCACCAGGGCUACGGCGGCUCGGGGCUCGCCUUCAACUCUGCCGACUGCUUGGAUUACAAGGAGCCUGGCGCUGCCGCCGCAUCCUCUGCUUGGAAACUCAACUUCAACUCACCUGACUGUCUGGACUAUAAGGACCAAGCCUCAUGGAGGUUUCAGGUCUUGUGAGCCCAGGAGUGGGAGGAAGAGGAGAAGAAACGCAACUACCUGCGCCCUCCGUGAUCCCCGUCCUGUUGUUGCUGCUGCUGCACCGCCCGCCUUUGCCUCGGCUUCUCCAGACCCGAAAUUUCAUGCCCCCAAAAGAUGCCCAUUGCUGCACUGCCGCCCUCAUCUUUGUGCCACUUGCUUGAGGGAUGUGCAAACCCUACCCACCCCUUGGAUGGGGGGACCGGUGCUUCGGCUUGGCCAACAAGUUCUAUACGGGAGAGCUAUGUGCUCCCCUCCUCAGCCCCCACCGAACUCCCAAGUCGCCCUCUUCUAGUCUUUCUGGACAGUUACUAUGUAUGCACUUGCAGCCUUCGGAGGCUCUUCGCUCUGUGUCUUGCUGUUUGAGCCCUACAGUUUAAUUUAUUCUUUCUGGACACUGGAGUCACUAACUGGCAUGUGUCUGCCUGUUGGGAGUGUACCCACACUACUCCAAAUCAAAACAACCACUAAGCGUUUCUCGCCUGCAGACUGCCACCCCUUCAGCUGCCCUCAGCCCCGCUCCCCGCCUGCAGGCCAGAGCCUCCUGGCGUUUCCUCCUCUCCCGCCCAACGCUCGUGGGAGACCCAGGGGAGGAACACGUCCUUAGCCUCUCGCGCACAGCCCCGCCCUGCGUAGAACAGGCUCAGGCUCCCGCCUCGGCGGGAAUGCUGUAUAUAGUCAGGUCCGUUCCAGGGACCACUUAAACUUUUUAGUUGCUGUUGGUUGAACUGAGUAUAUCUUGUCUUAGCCCAAGAAAUAGAACUUUAAGAUAUAUACAGCAUAUAUAUAUAUAUAUAUACACACACAUAUAUA